This is a messenger RNA of Anolis carolinensis (green anole), 1632 nucleotides long. RefSeq names its product Golgi-associated RAB2 interactor protein 3-like. The record is from RefSeq and is a predicted model, not a curated record. The transcript is spliced from 7 exons. Bases 439 to 1584 code for a protein of 381 amino acids. Gene Ontology annotation, cellular component: nucleus. NCBI's taxonomy places the organism in Eukaryota, Metazoa, Chordata, Lepidosauria, Squamata, Anolidae.
GUAUAAAUGUGUGUGUGUGUGUGUGUGUUAUGGCAAUGUUAUGACACAAACACAUCCUUAAUGAUAACAAUGAGACUUUUGAAAAUAGACAAGGCUCUUAUUGGUUUGGCUUGAGUUCCAAAAAGCCUGGCCUGCAAUUCUAGCCUCGGCCAUUAGAUGGAGCCAGAGGACACGGCAUUGGCAUGGGCAUUGGGCGCCUCUCCCUUGCAGAAGUGGUGCUGAACUGCAUUAAAUGGAUGGUGUGGAUGCAGUCUAGGGAAGUCUGUGGGGGCCUGGUGGCUCUGAGGUCACAGAGGCAGGAAGUGAUGUCAUGGCUUCCCAGCAAGGCCAUGGCCCAGGGCAGCGGGAGGGGCAGAGCCCAGGGCCAGCAGGGGUCAGCCGGGAAAGAGCAAAGGUCAGGCCGAGGAGAGAUCCAUAGGCGGGCUGGACGUGAGAGAGAUGACCUCGGAGAAGGAGCCCCCGGUGCCCGCGGUGCCCCCCGUGCCGCCCCCGCCCUGCGCCUCCGCCCGCGGCCUCUUCGACACGGCCAUGGGGCCCCUCCAGUGCCAGCUGCGCGCCGGCGAGUACAACAUCUUCAAGUGGGCACCCAUGUUCGAGGCCGACUUCGUGCAGGUGAGCAAGCAGGGGGGCGCCCUGGACGUCCACAACCAGGUCCAGCUGGUCCGAGCGGCCAUUGUGGCCACCAGCCCCAGCCUCCAGGUGCCCAACGUCCUGCUCCUGGCCCGACCCUUGACCCCCGCCACUGACCCACGGGCCCCCCACAAGCCCCUCGGCAACAACAGCGCCGCCGCCAAGAGCCCCGGCGCCAGGUUCGAGCUGACCAGGCUGCUGCCCUUGUGCUUCGUGAAGAUCUCCAUCCACAGCCUCGAGCGGCAGCAGCUGCGCUUCAAGCUGGCCACCGGACGCACCUUCUACCUGCAGCUCCUCCCUCCGCCAAGCGAGGGCGCCGCCCCGUCCACCGACUUCCAGGCCUGGGUCAAGGUCGUCCACCUGCUGCGACCCCCCGCCGACCCCGCCGGGGAAGAAGUCGGCCAGGCCCAGGAGCUGGCGGCCGCCGGGCUCAGCCUCCUCCACACGCCCCUGGUCAGCACCAGAGAAACACAGCCCCUGUCUGUGGAGGCCCCUCCGGAGAAGGAAGAGGAGGAAGCGGAAGAAGAAGAAGAAGAAGAAGAAAGAAGAGAAGGAGGAAAGGACGAAGAGGAGGAAGAAGAGGGGGAAGAGGAAGAGGAAGAGGAAGAAGAGCAGGAGGAGGAGGAGGAGGAGGAGGAGGAGGAGGAGGGCCCCGCACUGCCGUUAAUGGGGGCCCCGGCGGGGGACGCGGUUUCGGAGUCGGCCUGGGAGGAGCCCCCGCCUCCGCCGUCGCCCACCGAAGAGACCCAGAUGCAGAGGGCCAAGGAGCGGGCCCCCCCAAGCAGGAAACACCACCCAAGGAGCAAGUCCGGCAAAUCGCGCCGGAGCCAUUCCUCCAAGAGAGCCUCCAGCCGCAGCCACGGCCGCAUCUCUUCUCUCUUCCGGACCUCCUUCUCCGGCGCCGGACUGAGAUCCCGGAAAGCGGCCAACAAGAGCCAAGACCGGCACCACUGAGACCCAGGACUGACUUUCAUAAUAAAGACCGUGGUAGAACGAGGACAA